Molecule: messenger RNA, 7670 nt
Organism: Ixodes scapularis (black-legged tick)
Lineage: Eukaryota; Metazoa; Arthropoda; Arachnida; Ixodida; Ixodidae
Exons: 9
Coding region: 4681-5784 (367 amino acids)
Source: RefSeq, a predicted model, not a curated record
AGCACAAAACAUUAUAAUAACAUUAUUUUUUUGUUGUGUAAGUUGAAAUAACGUUUUGUGUUAGGUGUAAAUGUUACGGCAACGUUCAAAUAAAACACUCAACGUUUUAGGUAUGUUAUCAAUGUUGGUGUAACAUUCAAAUUAAACAUAUAACGAUAAUGUUGUGUACGACACAUUAUAACAACAUUCAAUACAUAACUGUAAAGCAAUGUUGUGAGCACUAACAUUAAUGUAACAUUUAGUAACAUUAUGCUCCUAACAUUAUUCUGAAGUUUACAAUGAAACAUAGUAACAGUGAAUGGAGAACCAUGAAAUAAUGUUGCAAGAAGUAACACUGAAAUAACAUUUUAACAUAUAUUUCCAAUGUCAUUUUGAAGCUUACAAGGAAACAUAACAUUCAAUGCAAAAUAGUAAAUAAAUGUUAAAUAGUAAUACUGAAAUAAUGUAUUGGUUUGAUCACAUAUCUGUUUUUCAAACUUCAAAUAAUUGUUGCAAAUACUUAUAUUCAAGAAAUUGUUUGACAAUAUUGUUUUUAACAUUAUUUUGAAGUUCACAAUGAAACACAACAUGCAGUAACAAGUUAUUUAUUGGUGUAACAUUUUGAAAAGAGUAACAUUUUUGCAAAUGUUGUAAGAAAAUGUAGUACACUAUUUUAGUUUCCGAUUUUAUUGAAAUGUAGCGUGAAGGUACAAAAAAAUGGCAAGCGAAAUGAAAAUAUAUGCUAUGAUACUUUUUUGCAUUUCUUGUCUUUUGCCCUAUAAGGAUGGAAGCAUUUUGAUUAAGCUUUUCUGUAGCAGCUGCUAACUCCAAACAAUGGAAAAUCUUGGAUACCUAUAUGUAGAGCCCUGCAUAUCCGCGGAUUACCUGUGGAUAUCUGCAGUAAACGGGCGGAUGCGGAUGAAAAUUAAACAAAUUUUGGCAGAUUGCAGAUUGGAUGGCAGAGGCUGCGAAUAUCAGCGGAUACGGAUUUAAAUUUUUGCCCAGCGGCAUUCAGUUCGUCGACUGACGUCUCAUCUACAAAUCGUUUCGUCGAGAUGAAACGUUUGAUCGAAAGGCUUCUCCUGUUCGUUUCAUCGAAAAACCUGAGAUGUUUUGUUGCACACAACCUUGCUAUUUUUGUAACAAACUUGUUGAGUCUCGCCUGGAUUACAGGGGAGAGGGGGGCAUGGUUUGGUUAAGCUCGCUAGCUUUUAGCAGCUUGGUGAAGAAAUGCGUUGUCGACAAAACAUUGCAGCGGCAUGUGCCCACAAAACGUACAGCGUCGAUGAACCGUUUGUCCAUGAAAAGUUGUCCACCGAUACAUAUUUCCACAAAAACGCGUUUCGAAGAAACAAUAGGGAUCCUAAGAAAGAUCUGAUUCUCACUGAAGAUCGCUUCAGUUAGUGUGUUUCCUCUCGUCAAAAAUGCUACCUUUAAAAAAAGUAAAGAUUGCAGGGCAUCAAUUGUCCCAAGAAAGCUAGCACAUUGGCAGGGAAAGAGCUGUAACUUUUUCUGGGCAAAGAAAACUUCAAACGUACAAGUCACAAGGAAGUAAAGAAACGUCCCCCUCUUCGCAAAGAGUAGUGUGGUCAUGAUUAAAAACAAAAAGUGCCUCGACAGCGAGUGCGACCCUGUGGCACCACGGUUUGUAAAGUUUCAGAGUCAACAGCGAACUUGCAUAGGCAGACGGUAAACUGCCUCUGUGUUUCUUUUUUGUAUGCUUAGAGCCCUAGCCAAAACGCCUGGUAGUUCAUGUUCGUCCAAUUACGACGCCAGUGCGUCGUAGCCGGACUAAUAUGAACCUCUAUUACUUUUUAAUUGUUUAACAGAACUGUAAUGUCAUAUUUAGUAUGCCCUUUUUUAACUUUUAUCCUUCAAAAGUAUGCGUCCGCAUAAAAUAGGUGUUACAAAGCAAAAAAAAAAAAAAAACAUAUAUAACCUUUUUGUGCGCUCCUUCUGGGCAGAGUGUCGCGGAUUCCUAGGAUGAUCACAUAACUGAGAUGAUUUUUCCUAAUCGCUUUUAAUAUAAAUCCGAUGAAACUGAUAAUGAUAAAAUGACACUUCCUUUGAAUGGCGAGCCAGAUUUCUUUGGUACAAAGAUAAGCAAACAGCUUAAAAAGUGUCAUUUCUAUUUUACAAUGAAUGCCUGGAUUGUGAGUCGGAUCUGGUUCCACAUUUUGCGGAUGCGGUUCGGAUACGGAUACAAUAAUGUAAAAAGUAUGCGGAUACAGUUUGGAUACAAAGUAUGCAGAUGCAGAUCGGAUACGGAUACAAUAAUGUAAAAAGUUUGCGGAUACGGUUCGAAUACAAAGUCUGCAGAUAAUUAAACUGUUAUCCACGCAGGGCUCUACCUAUAUGUAAGAUCUAAAUGAAAUGCAGCGUAAAGAUACAAAAAAAUGGCAAGGAAAAUUAAAAUAUGUGCUAUGCUACUUUUUUGAAAGAAAGACAGCCACAAAUAGUAUGUGCUUGUUUCACUUGUUUUAUGUUUCACAUUAAUAGAUUCACUUCCCUUUACCAGGAAGGCCUGAGGGAAGAGGAGGUGAUUAUAUAGACUACGGAGCUUGUGGAUAAGUGAAGUGAUGAUGUGUAUCACGAAAGCGCUUUCAUCCCUUCUUCAUAAACAGUCAGUCUCUCCGCUUGCCAGCUUGAUCCUGCUAACGUUUCCCUUGCCCUCUUGAAGUGACCUGCAUCACCCUACGAUUUACUCCAGAGGUGCCCGAAGGUGGUGGAUUAAUUACUGAAGUAUAGAAACAUGUGCCUCUUUAAAUAAAAGAUUUUUUUUCCUAUGAAAAUUUUUUUGUCAUGCUUUGUUUUUCUAAAUGAUCAAAAAUGAAUCUGGGCAUUUCUGGUGUUUAUUACGACUAAAUAAAGAGUGGGAUGGGAAGGGAAUGAAAUUGGCAAACAUAAUACUUGUUUCAUUUGGCCAGAAUGAAUGUCUGUCCCAAAAUAAUUAGUUUUUUUUCUUUUCCCUUAUUUGAAUUAGAUAGAAGUAUGAUAUAUUUACUGCACUAUGUAGGGAAUGUACACAUGUGUGCUGGUACUGUGGGGAGGCUGGCAUCCAUGCAACUAUGUGUUUGAGGUUCCUUCGCCGUUCACAUGUGAACUGAGACAGUACAAUCAGGGCAACUCCUGCCCCUCUCGAUGAGAUCCUGUCUUUCCGGAAGAUGCUAAACUUUUGGGUGUCAGCAAUUUGUCCUUCGAAUAUUGUAUCAUCCAACCAGGUUUCUGAGACCCCAAAGAUUGUGUUCGGCGAAGUUUCAAACAAGACAACGAGGUCCGAGUUUGUUCUUGAUGGAUAGAGCGUUUGUAUACCGGAUGCCGAUGUGUCGCCGCUUCCUCGGUGCGGGAGGAGUACGUCGGUUACUAGCGUCACUCCGUUUUGUGUCCCGGGCGAUGGGCCUGGCAGUUUCGUGGGGGGAAGGGGGGGGGGGGGGGGGGGGGGGGGGGGGGGCACGACACCGGUGGAUAUGGGUGCGGGGUGCGAGUCAUCGGAGGGAGGAAGCUGGCAUGAGCCACAAAACCAGUGCCCGGCGAGGAGGCCAAGCAUCGGUAGGCGAGUAGCGACAGCCCUUCACACUUCCCAUGGAGCCACCAAUCACACAGGUCACAUUUUAGGGCGGCCACGUUGUUGUAAACCGCUUUCUCGCAGCUCGGGGAGGUUGGCGACGGCCUGGGAUUUCGAUAGAUGUUCCCGGCAAUCAGCAUGAGUCAUGCAAUCGGCGCAGUCGUCCAGGCAGGCCUAACCGCGAUGAAGCGGAUGUCCGCACUUUCAGAAGUGAGAGAAGCCGCCGCGCGGAGUUGAGAAGCAUUGUGCACCUCAUCGGAGUGUUCCCGGAGCUCGACUCUCUGUAGAGAGGCGACCAGCAGAAGUUGCAACCAUGUCCGCAAGCACGUCAUCCCUGAAGACUAUAAUUUUGCUGAAAGGUUCCACCACCGUAUUACACAUAUGUGCGAAAUCCCGUCAAAUAUGCUGAGAAACUGUUUGAUGCGGUCUCUCUAAAGAGCCAACGAAACGUUGUAAAUCUCUUAGUACAAACACAAAACACGGCAGAGACGAAAAGGGUACCUUUGAACUUGAAGCAAGCCCAUGGUCAACACACGCACUGCACCGCACAAAAAGACCAUCCGUGUGCGCUACUUUUAGAGCGUUAACAAGCAAAGCAAGGCGUAAAUGAGUAAGAAUCGUUCCGUAGAACCCGUAGAACCAGAUCACAACAGCCGCCAUCACAACCCUAAAUAUACAAACACAGUGCUGCUAGACUUCUUUUCUUUGGUUUUGUGAGUUUGUCGGGUGUGUAAAUAAGUAAAGUCUGAUGAGUAAAUUUAUUAAUACUAUACACUACAGAUAUUUUCUUCUUGAUGUGUUCUACUUUUAAGUCACAAAAUAAAAUAUAAUAUAAUUUAUUAACUACAAAAUGCAUACACGGUUGGUUUAGCCUAUUUUAGACCAAUGGCUUAGGUUGGCAACAUACGUUCCCGCCGGUUCAAGUGGUUCAAGUAUGGUUUAAGUUUGGUUUAAGCGGUCUAAGUUUAAGUUUGUAUCGCGGCUCGCACAAUUGUGGCUCGCACGGUUCUGACCUGACAACCGUGGCUCUGAAACAUCGUGAAGACAAGUUCUAGUAGUUACGGUUCGAAGUGCCUAACGGUCAGGCUGCGUAAUCCCACUGUGGCACCGACGCACCUGCGUACCCUGCGUGAAACAUGUUCUCGGUCGCCCAUUUUAUGAAGACUGAUGACGUGGCCGUGGUUCCAACACGCUGGAUUAAGAACGGGACAGCUCCCUGGCCACCGUUUAAAAAUACUGCAAAAGUGAACAGUGCAGUGAGGGACAGAACGGAGCCAGGCAAAGACUGGCCAAAAUUUGCCUGCAGGGUCAUGUCAUAUACAGACAGUUACGAAGUUGCCCGCAAGAGGUCCAUAAAGGCGGAGGAAGAGUCCGACCUUACAUCGGAAGCAGAGACAUCGCAAAAAAGAAUACGGCGACCUCCGACAUUUUUCGAUGACUACCUCACUGACAGCAGCGAUGAGGAGGGAGUAACUGAAGAACCACCUCCAGAAGGUGACAUUGAAUUUCUCGCUGAGCCCCCACCGCCACCACCUCUUCAAAGAAAAAGUGGAGCACAUUGUGGAGGAGCAGGCCAAACUGAUGGUGAUGACUUGGUGUUGCCCAAAGGAAGACCAAAAAGUGCAUCUUCUUUGAACUGCUCUGCUGAACCUUCAAGCAAAGCUUUGGUCACAGUUCUUAGGGAACUUGAGUGUAUUAAGGCACAGUUGACAAGCAUGGCUACAAUGUUGGCCAGAAUACAGAUGCAUGUGAAUGCUGAUGACCCUACUGCCAUGGCUGGUCCAGUCCAUCCAGAAGACCUUCCAGUCUAUCCAGUGAAGACAAGAGAGGAAUUUGCCUUCCUGGAGGCUAGCUUAAAAAAUGAAGCCAUUUUUGCAAAGCUAGUGAAAGAGCUUGGCCAAAUUGGAGGUAGAGAUGUAGCCUCUACAACAAAAACGGUGUUUAAGAAACUUGUCGGAGAUGAAGUUGCCGUCUUCUACAACAGAACCGGGCGAAACGGAAAGCAAGAAGCCGGGAAACUGAAGAUCUUUAGCCUGAUCUAUGCUGCUGUACGUGUAACCCGCAAAACUGCAACAGACGACGAGAUGGGCCGCGCCAUUGGUGAUUGGCUGCGCUUCGCCAACGUCCGGCUCCGUGCUCAAGGUUCAUUUGGCCCCAUCGACAAGCGCUGCACCAACAAGCUCAGCUCCGGGUCGUCACAAGGUGUAUUUUGUCGCGUGUUUCAAUGUUGGUUUGCUUGAGCAGGAGGACUGACAACUACUAGCCAGAAAAGUCGAAAACAUCCCAUCGACAGAAACUGUGGUUUGACUUGGGAAGAUGAAAAUCAGUUUGUUUCAAUUUUUUUUUUUUCUGUCUAGUCCUGUUCUAGACUUUCUUCAGCCUAUUUCAUAUUCUAUUGUCAUAUUUUACUUUUUAAAGUGGCAAUAAGGCUAUUUAAUGUCUCGACUUCUGUUCUAGUCUAGUGACAGGCUUUACUGUGGUUUGACUUGGGAAGAUGAAAGUCUGUUUGUUUUAAUUUUUUUUUUCUGUCUAGUCCUGUUCUAGAGUUUCUUCAGCCUAUUUCAUAUUCUAUUGUCAUAUUUUACUUUUUAAAGCGGCAAUAGGCCUAUUUAAUGUCUCGACUUCUGUUCUAGUCUAGUGACAGGCUUUAGUCAGUCCUUUCCGGCUUUUCUUUAAUACGAUACCGUUUUAGUAAUCAAGUUUUUCUAACUGCUUCUACACAUGGCAAUUGUAUAUAGUGCCAGCUGGACAUAAAAGGAUUAGAGAGAGAUAAGAAAGACACACCGUUGGACUAGCAACUGUUUAAUCAGAUCAUCUUUUUCUUCAUCUACGUUGAGUUUCUCUUCUUUUUUAUCUACACUGCAUUUGAUUUAAUUGAGGAGUUCCUUUUCUUCUAGUCUUAUACUCGAGCGUCUCCUCGUCUUCCAUUUGUCCACCAUGGGUGCGGCCCCUCUAAGAUACUCACCUUCCUUGUGGUGUAGUGCGAUGGAAGGUAUACCCACACACUUGUCCGCUUUUGCGUCAAUAGCAAAGGCCUCCAGGAUUUCUCGAGUGAACUUGUGGCGGUUUCUUGCCAGGAUGUUUAGGCUAGAAAAGUCUGGUACACACAGGCACAUAUGACAAUGGGCAGGUAGGUGCUCUGCACGCUGUGGUGGCCUUCACCGAAGCUGCAUGUUCUCUCGUCUAGUCACUGAUGCACCUUCCCUUCUGUCCAAUGUAACAUUGACUACAUGACAUGGGAUUUGGUGCACAACCUCCUUCUCACAUUUGGUGUACUUGGCAGUUCAUUUUCUCCUUGUUGGCCCUCUUGUUUACAUGAUGAAAAAUUGCACACAAAGAGACAAGGGAAAAACACAGAAGUCAGAGAGGCGCAUACUCGCAACUCUGGUAUAUUAAGUGAAGAAAGAAAAGAUGAAGCACGAUUCAUGACGGGGGACAUCAACACCAGGGGGUAAACAGUUCAGUCAUAGUGAGGUGUUCGCAAAAAGGCAACUUCUUUUUCGCUCAAAGCAACCGACGGCUGACUAACGCAGAGAUCGGUCAGACUCAAGAUGGUGAACGCAUCGAGCACCUCGCGCGUUUGUUUAUCAUUAAAGUGCCCAAUGAUUGAGAUUUUUUUCUAAAGAUGGUGUGCAGAUAGAGGUCUUACAAUGCACCAAAAGGUUGACCUCAUACAGUUUAUGAUCGUGCUCUCGCAGCCAGUCAUUCAAACACUUUCUAGUCUGUCCGACAUAGCAUCUUCCACAGGGAAGAGGAAUGCUGUACACUACGCUCAAUGAACGAGGAGUGAAAGGCUGCACAUGUUUUUUGUGGCGCGUGUCUUUUUCGCUUUGGCGCAAACCUUAGAACAAAUUUGUCACAUCUUUUUAGAGGCUGAUAAUACUACGGGCACACCAUACCUACUUACCACUUGUUUUAGAUUAUGCGAUAUCUUGUGUAGAUACAAUCUAAAACAAGUGGCAAGUAGGUGUGCUGUGCCCACAGUAAUAUCAGCCCCUAAAAAAAUAUGACAAAUUUGUUUAAGGUCUGCGCCAAAGAGAACAAAUUAUAAAAAACACGUGCCACAAAAAACAUGUGCAGCCUUUUUUUUCCUGUUCAUCGAGCGUUGUAUACAGCAUUCCUCUUU